GCCUGGUCGGCAGCCCGGGCAGCAGGGGCCGCUGUGAGAGCCGCGCUCGCACCGCCCGCCGCCGCCCUCGGCUCCCGCGCGCGCUGCUCGCCUCCCGGCGCGAUCUUAAGAUCAUUUCUGCACUGUUUUACUGAAGAACCCAUUAAAAGAGCCAGUGAAUCUUGUAGAAAAUGGCGUUCAGUGAUCUUACAUCGAGGACUGUGCGUUUUUAUGAUAAUUGGAUCAAAGAUGCUGAUCCAAGAGUUGAAGACUGGCUCCUCAUGUCCUCGCCUCUGCCACAAACCAUCAUCCUGGGGCUCUAUGUCUAUUUUGUUACAUCUCUGGGACCAAAGCUCAUGGAGAACCGGAAGCCCUUUGAACUCAAGAAAGCGAUGAUAACGUACAAUUUUUUCAUAGUACUGUUUUCUGUGUAUAUGUGUUAUGAGUUUGUGAUGUCUGGCUGGGGUACAGGCUACUCGUUUCGAUGUGACAUUGUGGACUAUUCUCAGUCGCCAAGAGCAAUGAGGAUGGUGCACACCUGCUGGCUUUAUUACUUCUCCAAAUUUAUUGAGCUGUUAGACACUAUCUUUUUUGUUCUGCGUAAGAAAAAUAGCCAAGUGACUUUCCUUCAUGUGUUCCAUCAUACGAUCAUGCCAUGGACCUGGUGGUUUGGAGUCAAAUUUGCUGCAGGUGGUUUGGGAACAUUCCAUGCCUUUUUAAAUACAGCUGUGCACGUGGUCAUGUAUUCCUACUAUGGACUGUGUGCAAUGGGACCAGCCUACCAGAAGUAUUUAUGGUGGAAAAAACAUUUGACAUCCUUGCAGCUUGUCCAGUUUGUUCUUGUCACUAUCCACAUAGGCCAGAUCUUCUUCAUGGAGGACUGCAAUUAUCAGUACCCAGUUUUCCUGUACAUCAUCAUGAGUUACGGGUGCAUCUUCCUGCUGCUCUUUCUCCACUUUUGGUACCGUGCUUACACCAAGGGUCAGAGGUUGCCCAAAACUAUAGAAAACGGGAAUUGCAAAAGCAAGCGCCACUAAAACACACACGUGGCCUGGAUUUACAAUGGAGACUUGGAUAUCUUGCCUUCCUUGACAAUCAAGACACACUUGCCUGUGCAGUGCAUUUUGUAUAUUUUUCAAAACCAAGAGCUUGUAUUUUUAUGAUAAGUUAUUUGGGUUUCUGAUCUCUGAGAGUCCAAAGCUCUCAGGUAAGUCUUCUCAGUGGAAAAGCCUGGAACAGCCAGGAGGUUUCCUGUUGCCUUUCAAACCAAUCAGAGGUCUUAAUACAUCUUGCUACAUCGAGAGGAGGAUAUGAAGUAAUAUAGUGCUCUUCUAGGAACUCCAGAAAUGAUGAAAAAUACUAGCUAUUUUGAACAUGGACAGAGGUCCACAGAGUACGAUAGAUUUCUCCUGCCUGGUGUGGAAACCCCUGAUUCUGGGUUCUGUCUGUUACUCAUUCCUUAUACUCAGAAGACAUCACAUUCAUUCUAGGGCUCAGUUCUAAAGUGCUAACACAGGUAAAGCCUAAGUGGAUCCUUGAUAAGCUCUCAUUCUAAGUUGUUAAUGGUAAGUUUGAAUGGUCCGCUGGGUCCUUGCCUCAAGAUCUGCCCACAAGACUUCUUCCCAACACGUGUGUAAGCUGUUAGAAGCAGUGAUGCUUCCAUAUCGGCACUGAUGACUUUGACCCUAAGGUGAAGGUAACUUUAUGUCGCAAACAAGAUGAUUUGUCUCACAGGUUAAUGAAUGCUUUGCUAAUGACUAUUCUACAAUUAACAUGUCUGAAUUGUGCAUGUCUGAAAAGAGGGAUGUGUCAAUUAAAAAAAUAUGCUGUGGAAUUCAGUGGGGAAAGGUAUAUAAUCUGUUGUAGUAUAAUGCCACUCUCUGAUAUGUCGUGGUUUAAGGGACUGUUUUGCCAAAGUAUGUAUUGGUUAGAUAUUUAAGUGUUCAUGUGAUUGGCUUACCUCAGAUGCUUUUGAAUCACAUAUUAGUUUUUUAAUAUCUACUAUGCAAAUGGCUUAUAAAGUUGGGUGGUGCAGAGUAUCAGAGGCAAGAUUUGGUUACAUAAAUAAGGGCUGUUAGAUCUUGAGAGAUAAAGACACUACACUAUGAUUGUAUAAUAUAUAUAUAUAUAUAUAUAUAUAUAUAUAUAUAUAUAUAUAUGUAAUAUUGUGGAUACACUGCAUGAAAAGCUAUUUCCCAGAAUCAUGAAUUAGCCAGAAUUUCUAUUUCUUUAGACCUAUAGGCCAUAUUGUGAAGGGCUGGAAUUCAUGUGGCAUUCCCCACCCCACCUGCCUUUAAAAAUGCUACUUUCUAGAAUUUCCUUGUUCUUUCAAGUAAACCAGAACAGCUUAGCAACACCUAGACACUUGUGAAGCUAUCAAUAUUAUUUCCUUUUCCUCUUCGAAGAACUAUCUAUGUGUGAAUAACUUCAAAAUCAGUACGGAUGGCCUUGGUCAUGGACGCCACACAGUGUUGCUCAUUUUACAACAAAGCCUGAGUUCUUGUUGACUGUAAACUCUGAGUUUUGCCUGUCUGCUCCUGAUCCAUUACUCUGUCUCCACAUUCACUCAGUUUAUAAAGUUAUUUGCCAUUAAGUGGCCUUUAGUGAUUCCACUUGCUUACAAGAAGAAGCAGAGGAUAAUAGGAAGCUUUUCAUACUAAAAAAAAAAAAAAAAAAAAAAAAAAAGUAACAGCUAAGCUGAGCUGAAGGGAACAGCUGUGCUAGUCAGUUGCUGUGAAGGUCUCAGGGAUCCAUGGUUUGCUAUUUUGACUCUGUGUGUCCAGCCUGGGUUAAGAUGGGAUGGGAUGGUAGACAAUGUCACAUACACAAGCAGUUUCCAAAGACUCAAAUAGGGCAAAGACCCAAAGGAAUCGGAAAUCGAGAAUAAGACAGGGAACUUUGAUUUAUUUCCUCUCCUAUACAUAGCCUCUCCGCCCUUCCUCCAAGUAUUUAAAAUGUUUGAUAUGCCUAGGGACUAAGAGCAACAUUGUGACACACCACAUUCUUAACUGUAUGAAUGAAGGCAGGGAGGCAGAAGUUAUAUGGAAACAGAUCACCGUUGACAGUCAGUGUCCCCCAUGUAAGUAUCUGUGGAGCAAAGUGAGUGUCACUGGUUGUAGGAUUUGUGUGGGCAGUGUUCGGUCAAGCGGAGCUUCUAAUGAGGUUUACCUACUUUUCAGGACUUUAUUGCCUUUAAAUUUGCUUGCCUAAUAAGCAAAAAGCCCAGCUAUUAAGUAUAGUUUAUUAUAAAACUUCUAUGAGUCCUUGAGAUCCAAUAUAUAUGAUAUAAAUACAAAAUUUAAAUUAUCUAAGGGUAUUAUGACUUUCUGUCUUCAUACUUAAUGAGAAUUCUAAUUUGAGUAUACUACAUUGUUGUAUAGUUUGGGAUAUUAUAAGAUUGUAUCCCUUGGCUAUCUCUUAUUUCUGUUUACUUUUUAAUGACUGUGGAAAUUGUGAGAAGUUGGACUUGUUCUCUAUGCUAUAAUAAAUCUGUGGCAUCACAUGGA
This is a messenger RNA of Mastomys coucha (southern multimammate mouse), 3485 nucleotides long. RefSeq names its product ELOVL fatty acid elongase 7 (gene Elovl7). The coding region runs from base 171 to 1016 and encodes 281 amino acids. The record is from RefSeq and is a predicted model, not a curated record. Gene Ontology annotation, biological process: fatty acid elongation, monounsaturated fatty acid; fatty acid elongation, saturated fatty acid; fatty acid elongation, polyunsaturated fatty acid. Gene Ontology annotation, molecular function: fatty acid elongase activity. Gene Ontology annotation, cellular component: endoplasmic reticulum; endoplasmic reticulum membrane. The transcript is spliced from 8 exons. Lineage: Eukaryota; Metazoa; Chordata; Mammalia; Rodentia; Muridae.